Messenger RNA from Helobdella robusta, 315 nucleotides. RefSeq lists its product as hypothetical. NCBI's taxonomy places the organism in Eukaryota, Metazoa, Annelida, Clitellata, Rhynchobdellida, Glossiphoniidae. The record is from RefSeq and is a predicted model, not a curated record. Bases 1 to 315 code for a protein of 104 amino acids. The transcript has 3 exons.
AUGUGGAUUCUCAGCAACAUUGGAAAUGAAGGAAAUGAAAAGGUGGAUCAGAUGGCUUCUCAAGCUCAUUCGAUGUGUAAAAAGAUGGAGAUGAACUUAUUAAAAAGGGUCAACAAGUUGUCAGAUGUGAGAAAAAAGUUGGCUGAUGAACACCGCACAGAGAUGCACCAACUCCAUGUCGCCCAUGAAAAUGACCUGGACAAAGUUGAAAAACAUUGGAAGGGAGAGGUCGUUAAAUUGGUGGAUGCUUACAAUAACAUUCAGGAAAAGUUGAGCAAUCAGUAUGUAUUAACAUUUGUACAAAAGAGUCCCUGA